UGGGCUCCUCCUCCACAGGCCCACGUGAGCGGUGGGGAAACGCAGGGGCGGCUUCUAGGUGCUGCCGCCGCCACCGCCACCACCGCCGCCGCCGCCUCGGAACCCGGGCCUGGGGGGCGGUGGGGCCGCGUAUGGAGCCCCCGCCCCCCGGAGCUAUUAACACCAGCUACGCCACCGCCACUGCAGCGCUACGCACAGCUUCUCAGCUCUGAGCUCUCUGCCCUCCAGGUAUCCCUGGGAUGGCGUGAGUGUUGCCCCAGCGAUGGACCCAUCUGUGACGCUGUGGCAGUUUCUGCUGCAGCUGCUGAGAGAGCAAGGCAAUGGCCACAUCAUCUCCUGGACCUCACGGGAUGGUGGUGAGUUCAAGCUGGUGGAUGCAGAGGAGGUAGCCCGGCUGUGGGGGCUGCGCAAGAACAAGACCAACAUGAAUUAUGACAAGCUCAGCCGGGCCUUGCGGUACUACUAUGACAAGAAUAUCAUCCGCAAGGUGAGCGGCCAGAAGUUUGUCUACAAGUUCGUGUCCUAUCCCGAGGUCGCAGGGUGCUCCACCGAAGACUGCCCGUCCCAGCCUGAGGUGUCUGUUGCCUCUGCCGUGGCAAAUGUGGCCCCUGCUGCUGUACAUGCCACCCCUGGGGACACCGCCUGUGGAAAGCCAGGCACACCCAAGGGUGCAGGGAUGGCAGGCCCAGGUGGUUUGGCACGCAGCAGCCGGAACGAGUACAUGCGCUCCGGUCUCUACUCUACCUUCACCAUUCAGUCUCUGCAGCCACAGCCACAGCCACCGCCACCAUCUCAUCUCCGAUCUGCCUCCGUGCUCCCCAGCACCACCCCUGGAGGAGCAUCAGCGCCCCCCUCCGGCAGCAGGAGCACUAGUCCAACCCCCUUGGAGGCCUGCCUAGAGGCUGAGGAGGCUGGCCUGCCUCUGCAGGUCAUCUUAACCCCGCCCGAGGUCCCGAACGUGAAAUCGGAAGAGCUCGACGUGGAGCCUGCUUUGGGCCGGCCACUGCCCCCAGAAGUCAAAGUGGAUGGGCCCAAGGAAGAGUUGGAAGGCGCGGGGGAGGCAGGGUUUGUGCCGGAAACCACCAAGGCUGAGCCGGAAGUCCCUCCCACAGAAGGCGGGCCGGCCCGGCUGCCCGCGGUCGUUAGGGAGACUGCGGCGCCGGCGGGUGGCCUGGCGACUUCUAGCCCUGAAAUUGCCCAGCCGCAGAAGGGCCGGAAGCCGCGGGACCUGGAGCUUCCACUCAGCCCAAGCCUGCUUGGUGGGCCGGGACCCGACCGGACCCCAGGCUCUGGAACUGGCUCUGGUCUGCAGGCACCGGGGCCAGCGCUGACGCCUUCUUUGCUACCUACUCAUACAUUGACCCCGGUGCUGCUGACUCCCAGCUCGCUGCCUCCCAGCAUUCACUUCUGGAGCACCCUGAGUCCCAUUGCACCCCGUAGCCCGGCCAAGCUCUCCUUCCAGUUUCCUUCCAGCGGCAGCGCCCAGGUGCACAUCCCUUCCAUCAGCGUGGAUGGCCUCUCGACCCCCGUGGUGCUCUCCCCAGGGCCUCAGAAGCCAUGACUUCCACCACCACCACCACCUCCUCCUCCUCCUCCUCCUCCUCCUCCUCCUCCUCCUCCACUACCACCUCCUCCACCACUACCACCCCCUUCUGGGGUCACUCCAUCCAUGCCCCUGAACUUCUCUCCAGCCAGCCAUCUCAAGGAGAAGCAUAAUUCAACUGACAGACUCAUGCUCUGGUUGUGGUGGGGUGGGGAUUCUUGGGAAGAAGGAUCUCGCACUAACUCUUCCACAAAACACACACAACUUCUGUCUUCUUUGUCAGUCCCCCAGUGGCCGCCCUGACACGUCUCCUACUUCAGUGGUAGGGGCGGUUUAUUUAUUUAUUUUUUGAAGGCCACUGGGAGGAGACUGGCCCAACCCUUUUAAGAGGGGUGGUUGAGACAUCUCCCCCAUGUCCCCACUUUUUUUCGCCAAGACAAGACAAUCAGGGUCUGGCUUGAGAUGGACAUUUCUUUAUUUAUUUCUCAGCCUACCCUUGGGGAGGUGAGGGAGCCCUGUCUCCAUUUUAGGAUGUGGGUAGAAGAGCUAGUUUUGUUUUAUUAUUCCUGGCCGUAUCUGGGAUCCAGGAAGAAUUUGUACCAUUUAAUGGUUUAGGAGUCUUGACCAAGCAAGAAUCACACCUUUGAAAUGGGAUUUUCCACCUCCUGAGCCUUUCUCUCAGCUUGUCCUAUUUUCAACCAACAUUGUGGCCAGGGAGGAAUGCCCCUUUGUCCUUCUGCCCCCUGAGAAGCCAUUCCUUUGUCUGCCAACCUCCCUGGGGUCCUGCGUGUUACCUCCCAAUGGAGGGUUUUUUUUGGGGGGUGGUCCCCGUCUGGGGGGCCCCUCCACCCAGUACUCCAGGUCUCCCUGUCUCCCACCCCUGCCAUUUUGAUAGUAUAAUCUAUUUUUAAAUGGGGCUUUUCAAUAGGGGAGAGGGAAGCAUCCCUUCCUAUAUCUGAUGGGGUGGGUGGGAAGGAAGGGAUUUUGGGGGGGGGGAUCUUCCUGUCACCCCCAAUUGUUUAUUUUUGAUACCAAACAUGUAUUUUCAGCUCCCUCCCAGCCCCCCAAUUUCCUGCGGGCGGGUACAAAGGACUCUAAGUGUCCCUGGAGUUGGGAGGGAGAAAUGGGGGACAUAAAGCCUGUCUUGUCUCAAUUCCAGGCUGGAGAGGGUGGGUUCAAAAAACUCCUGGGCUCACCUCCCAUCAGCACCAGCCCAGCCCAGGCCUGGGGACCUGGGGGUUGGUGAUUUGGGGGACGGUGCUACACUCGUCUCCACUGUUUGUUUUACUUCCCCAAAAUGGACCUUUUUUUUCUAAGAGUCCCAGAGAAUGGGGAAUUGUUCCUGUAAAUAUAUAUUUUUAAAGGUGUUGCUGAA
This is a messenger RNA of Oryctolagus cuniculus (rabbit), 2918 nucleotides long. It is a transcript of the gene ELK1, whose product is annotated as ETS transcription factor ELK1. Gene Ontology annotation, molecular function: sequence-specific DNA binding; DNA-binding transcription factor activity, RNA polymerase II-specific. Gene Ontology annotation, biological process: cell differentiation; regulation of transcription by RNA polymerase II. The record is from RefSeq and is a predicted model, not a curated record. NCBI's taxonomy places the organism in Eukaryota, Metazoa, Chordata, Mammalia, Lagomorpha, Leporidae. Gene Ontology annotation, cellular component: nucleus.